Megalobrama amblycephala (Wuchang bream) is the source of this 3379-nucleotide messenger RNA. It is a transcript of the gene stom, whose product is annotated as stomatin. NCBI's taxonomy places the organism in Eukaryota, Metazoa, Chordata, Actinopteri, Cypriniformes, Xenocyprididae. The transcript is spliced from 8 exons. Gene Ontology annotation, cellular component: plasma membrane. The record is from RefSeq and is a predicted model, not a curated record. Bases 160 to 1047 code for a protein of 295 amino acids.
ACUCCAGCCCAACCCCUUGCAUUCAGAGGGGGGUUGAAGCGCACGUAGAGUCCGACAUGUCCCGUGCUGAAACACAUUACUGAGAAGCGAUCUCCGACUGGAAGUGUUUUGAAGGUCUACUCCAUAUCAACCCUGAAUAAUUCAAAGAUAUCUCCUACAAUGGAAGAUGGCAGGGAAACAGCUGCAAUGAGAGAGCAAGCAAGGAAGGAUCGACAAAUAGAUCGAUGGUGUCACACAAUUGAUGAUACUCCAGCCUUGGAGAACACAGACAGUGACAUUGGCUUAUGUGGAUGGAUCCUGGUGCUUUUCUCCAUCCUGCUCACGUUGCUGACCCUGCCUCUUUCCAUAUGGAUGUGCAUUAAGAUAGUGAAGGAAUAUGAAAGGGCAAUUAUCUUUCGUCUGGGACGCAUUUUACGAGGAGGAGCCAAAGGACCAGGUCUUUUUUUCAUCUUGCCGUGCACAGACAGCUUUAUCAAUGUGGAUAUGCGUACCAUCACCUUUGAUAUCCCCCCUCAGGAGGUGCUGACAAAGGACUCUGUGACAGUGAGUGUAGAUGGUGUCGUUUACUACCGUGUUCAAAACGCAACACUGGCAGUAGCCAACAUCACCAAUGCUGAUGCGGCCACUCGUCUGUUGGCACAGACCACCCUGAGGAAUGUGCUGGGUACAAAGAACCUAUCAGAGAUCCUGUCUGACCGUGAAGAAAUCGCCCAUAGUAUGCAGUCCUCACUAGAUGAUGCCACAGAUGACUGGGGUAUUAAAGUGGAACGUGUGGAGAUUAAGGAUGUCAAACUGCCCCUGCAGCUCCAGAGGGCCAUGGCGGCCGAGGCUGAAGCGUCCAGAGAGGCCAGAGCUAAGGUGAUAGCCGCAGAGGGAGAAAUGAAUGCAUCACGGGCACUGAAGGAGGCAUCUCUGGUGAUCGCGGAGUCUCCCUCAGCUUUGCAGCUGCGCUACCUCCAGACCCUCAACACCAUCGCAGCCGAGAAGAACUCCACCAUCAUUUUCCCCCUGCCCAUCGACAUGAUGCAGUCCUUCCUGAAGCACUGAACUAAGAGCCACAUAAAGCCACCUACAAACCCACACAAAUACACACAUACUGCUGCAUCCAUGCAGAAAUUAACAGACUGACGUUACAUAAUAUGCACUCAUGUGAGUAUAAUGUACAGCGGGGUCUGGAAGUCUGAGACCACAUUGAAAUCUGCUAUUAAAGGUGCAGUAAGCAAUUUCUGAGAAACACUGUUGAUAUUUGAAAUCGUCUCUCUCCUCCCCCAUUAUGAGUGGACACGCCCCCUGCAGCUGAUUUGCUACAAGUGCGUUGUGGCACUCACUCUGAUCCACUUUCAACAGUGUUUCUCAGAGCCCGUCCACACGGAGACGCAUUUAGCUGUAUAUGUAAAAAUUUUGUAUCGUAUCGGCAUUUCGCCAAGAUGGAUCCGGCAUUUUGGGAACCUGAAACUGCUUACAUUUUUGAAACUGGUUCCCAAAGUGGAUAAAUCGACACCCUUGCGUUUUCGUGUUUACAGCCAAUCCAUAUAUUUCGUGAAACGAUGAUGUCAUCACCCCACAUUUCGACCCCUCGACUCGCAUGCUCCAAGUCUUCUUCUCCAUUUUUAGUGUAUCUCUGUGGCAGAAUUAAAGUGCCACAUACUGGUCUGGCAUGUAACCUACAUCGUUUUGAGUCGGUUUCAGUGGUUUCGUAUGUACGCUGAUAUUUCUUGAGACGAUGCUCUGCUUACGGAAUUUUUUUUUUUUUUUUAGAACAAGGGAAAAAAAGAUUGGAUAGGGAAAGCUAUGGCUUUGUGUGGAUGUGGCCUCAGAAAUCACUUACUGCACCUUUUAAAAUCCUGAACAUUUAAUGAUUUUUGAAAAUCUAAAACUAAGAAACAUUAUUACGUGAAAAGAAGAAGAAAUGUUUAAGUUUCGAGGACACUAAUCAAAUAAGCAAACUGGUGAUCAUGUGACUCUGUCAGAUGUUCAAGAUUCGCUUUGGAUCAUUUUAAAUCAUGCACACAAAUUUGUGGAGUUCAUGCAGCUUGAGUGCUGCUGUUAUAGCAAAAUACAGAUAAAUUCUGAAAUUCAUCUACAUUUUUCAAUAUCAUAUAUUAGAAAAUGCAAAAUAUACAGAUUUUCACUAGUGAUCUCAGACUUUUGCAACCCACUGUACAUACACCACAUACACACUCAGAGCUGUUUUUUGAUGUAUGAUCAGUAAGAUGUUCCAAGUAAAAACCUCUGUCUGAAGGAUAUCUGAUACAGCUAAAGAAUAAUAAAGUCAUAAAAUCAUUUUGAGCCCCUGACUCCCCCAAAAAAGCUUUGUUUUAAACUUUUUUUUCAUGCAUGUUUUUCAUACCAAAAAUUUGGACUUGGAGUGAAUAGGCUUUGCAAAUUGAAAUUAUUAUCGCUUACAAUUUCUGUAGUAGUUAAAAGGAUAGUACAGCGAUACAGGCCAGACCUGGUUGAUCUUUUAGACAUUGAUUAUCGCAGUGUGUGGUUUGCCUUUUUUGGUUGAUAGUUUAUGGAACAUCUCCUGGUCAUAUGAGUGCAUGUGCUUGUGUGUUUUUCAAGCAUGUGUAACUAAUCUGCUUGAUUGCCAAAUAGAUUACAAACCGCCUAAAGGUAUAUUUGGAUAGUAUCAGAUGUCAAGACAUGAAACUGACAGCAGUGCUUAUUGUGCCUAUACCAGUUUUUCUCGCUUUCUCAAACCUUUAUUAAUGCUGACCAUCAAUGUAUAAAAGCCUUAAGCCAUAUCCAUUUCAAUUUCUGAAUCAAUAUUUCCAGGUUUACAUGAUGUUGGUUGAUUUUUAAAACCAUAAUGCAUUAGAGAUCUAGCAUUUAUACAUCCAUUUCCUAUCACAUUAAUAUUUUAUCACUUGAUUUUACAAAUCUUCUAUCUUAGUAUUUUGUCUGCCAGACAUUUUCAUGCAUGUAAUAUAUAUAUUUUUUAUAAUAUCGAACUGCAGCUGAAAACAAAUUAAGGUUAUAGAGGUCAAUGUUUGUGUUUGUGAUGACUGUAUUUGCUGCUUCAAAUAUCAGAGGAUGGAAUUACAGACUCGACAAAGAUGUGAAUGACUUGCAGUGCUGCUUAAGACUAUAUUUCUCAAAUAUUUGUAUUUUCAUCCUGUAUCAGUCUCAAUUCUAUCUAUCUAUCUAUAUAUAUAAUUCUUUAUUCUGUCGUUUAACUGAUUUAUGUUUAAUAUCACAUGUUGUUUUUGCCAGCUCACUUUUAUGUACAUUGUAUUAUUGAAUUAUUUUAAUUUGCACUGCAUUUUUAUGCAUUUCAUAUUUUUUCAUGUGUGACUGUCCCGUUCUCUAAGCAAGUCAUAUUGUGUAGUGUCAUCUUUCUCAUGACUUAAAAGUACAUAAACUCUUCACUUUUAAA